Messenger RNA from Glycine soja, 1783 nucleotides. RefSeq lists its product as uncharacterized. The transcript has 2 exons. Bases 412 to 1437 code for a protein of 341 amino acids. NCBI's taxonomy places the organism in Eukaryota, Viridiplantae, Streptophyta, Magnoliopsida, Fabales, Fabaceae. The record is from RefSeq and is a predicted model, not a curated record.
UCUUUCUCUCACCGAGUCACGGUCCUUCUCACAUUGACAUCGAGUUUGACCUGUGACCAGCCACCGGCAACUCUUUUAUAUCAACUCCAAUGGCGACCCCACCCCUACACUCUCAUGAGGAUCUUCUAAAGCCCUCUUUUUUUUCUGAGCACAAAGCUUAAAUAACCUUUCCUCUCCAUUCAUCAGUUCCUUCUUUUCCUUCCCUCAAACCCUAAUUCACGCAAAAAGCCAACGAGAUCUACUCCUUAGUGAGUACCUCCUCGUAAUUCACGCCCCACACUGCCCUCAAUCCUUUCCCAAUUAUGCAUCAUAGUUAAGAUCUACAUGCAUAGUUUCCUUUUUCCAUUUUCCAGAAGACUGCUUUCACUAUUGGAUUUCGUGGAAACUUGAUCACCAAACACGUAAUUAGCAAUGGACUCUGGUAACAGUGGAAGCAUCUCUUCUAGCGAUGAUGAAUAUGAUUCAUCCCACGCCGAUCCAUCGUUCCUCAAUCAUUUCGGUUCCAUCUCUCACCCGCAACAACCAUCUCUUGUUCCUUCUCAUCCCUCAAUGUUUGAUCUUUCCUCAAGCUACUUCCACGCUGUCGUCUCACAAUCCCACCAAAACCCACAUAAUCACUUGUUUAACUUAGACUGUCAAGACCAAAGAUCUGAACCCAAUCGCACCCUCCCAGAAAGCCUACCAUCUUCGACAUCAGCAACACCAACAACAACAAAUCAAUGCCUGUUGGGUCACGACAACAUUAAUGAUAAUUCAAUACAACAACUCCCAUCAUCUCCACAAACCAACAACCUCGUACGCAACUCAAAGAAACGAAGCAGAUCUUCAAGGCGUGCACCCACCACCGACACCAACAACUUCAGAUCCAUGGUUCAAGAGUUCACCGGAAUCCCUGCACCUCCCUUUUCAUCUUCCUUCUCUCGACGCAUCCCUCUUUGCCCAAACCCUUUGCUUUCAACAACUUCAUCGAGGACCAGCUUGUUACACAACAAAAACAAUAUCAAUGUUUCUCCUAAUAAUAACUACCAACUACUUCCUGAUCUAUCUUUACCCUAUCAACCCCCACCACAGAAUCUCAUACAAGAUAUUCACUCCAUUCCCUUAUUCCACCCUUCUCCUUCUCUUCACUCUCUUGUCCCUUCAGGGCUUGCUGCAAAGUCUUUAUCCACCAUGCCCACACUUGAUGCGCAUGAUCUGCUGGGUGCUCAUGAGCAUGUUGUUUCUGAGGGCAUGUUUCUGAGGAGUGACGGUGAUGCAGGAGGGAUAAGAGACCCGUUUUGGUGCUUAGAUCAUGGGAAUAAUAGUAAUUAUGGUGGCUGCAAGCUCAACAUGUCGGUUUCUGCGUCGAGCAGCUUGAACCGUGAGAAGAACUUGGAGAAUGUUGGUAAUGCAAAUGGAAAUUCCCCUAGGGAAGGUACCGUGGAAGCGUGGAUUUGAUCUUCUGAUCAAUAUGAUCUCGCGUGGGGUGUGAGGUAAACAGUAUACUAAACUUGUGAAUCAUAGCAGCGUGGAAUUUCAGAUGCUGCAAUGAAUUAAGAGCGUAAUCAUGAUGAUGCUGAUCAUAGUGGUCUAGCGUUGGUGGUUAGCAUUUGCAGCUAUCAUUUCUUUUUUGUUUUAAAUAUUUUAUACGAGUAUUGUUCAGAAUAGUAGAUAGCUAGAGUGAGAUUAAUUUAAUUAUAUAGUAUAUACUCCUUUUAUUUGUAGUUGAUGAUCUUAUUGUCUUUUUCUUUAGGAUUAGGAUCUAAAAUGAAUAUUGUUACAGGAAAUUUAAUUAGUUUCGCCA